CUCCAGCUCUGGUUUGCAGAGACUCAUCAUACAUUUACUAGCCAACGUCGUGUUUAUGUGUAGACUAACGAUAGGAAAGCAUUCGGCGGUUUUUACACGCUAUCAUUAAACUACCAUAUUUGUCCCGCUUGUGGACUCUGCGACCCUGCUGAACCCGUGACGUCAUUAGACGGCGCCUCUUCCCCGUCGGUUCGAUACCGCUUUUUGUGGGUCAGUUUAUCUUUUAUUAUGGUGUUGGCGGUGACAAAAGAAUCAGACAGUCCGAGUAAGGGAGCUACGUUAUUUAGAUCUGUUUAUGAUUUAAAAAUUACACCAGCGUUUUAGUCUAAUUUGGUGUAUUUAGCAGCGGUUGAGCUGAGCUUGUGUUCGGACCUGUAGCCUGUGAGCUAACGCACGCGCUGGCUAGUCCAGUCACCUCCGCUAGCUAACGGUAUCUCCUCUGUCUUGGAUCAACAAGAGAGUCUGAUCUACAUUAGAGUGUGGAAUAUCUAGCUUGGGUUCUAGUUGUUUUUUUUUAGCUCUUCUGGUCAUGGAGUGUCCUCAUCUCAGCUCCACGGUGUGUGUGGCAGUGGAUCCCUCCCGCCUCCCCCACGGCUCUCCUUCAUCAUGGUGCUGCAGUGUUUGCCGGUCAAAUAAAAGCCCCUGGGUUUGCCUGACCUGUCUGAGUGUACACUGUGGAAGGUACGUCAACGGCCAUGCUAAAAAGCAUUUCGAGGAGGUUCAGUGUCCACCGGCUGGACAGAAGAAAACCGAGAAGCUUCCUCAGCAUUCUGUGUGCAUGGACUGCAGCAGUUACAGUACCUUCUGUUACCGGUGUGAUGACUUUGUGGUGAAUGACACCAAACUGGGCCAGGUGCAGAGGGUGAGGGAGCACCUUCAGAGUUUGGAGAACUCUGUGAUGAAUUCUGACCGACAGCGGAAAAGAAAACUCUCGGGGAGUUCCUCUCCUGACCUCCGGACACCAGCCGAUGGUGAAGGAACUCCUGCUCGGACCGCCACUGGCCUCCGCAACCUGGGCAACACAUGCUUCAUGAACGCCAUCCUCCAGUCUCUUAGUAACAUUCCCGAGUUUAGUUGCUACUUUAAAGACAUGCCGGCAGUAGCAUUACGGAGCGGAAAGACUGCAGGAAGGAGAAUGUACCACACCCGAAGCCAGGGGGACAGCAGUGUGUCCCUGGUAGAGGAGCUCAGGAAAACCCUUUGUUCCCUUUGGCAGGGAAGUCAGACUGCCUUUAGCCCAGAUGCUCUGUUCUAUGUCAUCUGGAAAAUAAUGCCAAGUUUCAGGGGAUAUCAGCAGCAGGAUGCCCAUGAGUUCCUGCGGUACCUUCUGGAUCAUCUCCACAGAGAGCUGCAGGGCAGUAAGAACGGGUUGCCUGGGUCUAGUGUGCUCCCAGACAGCCAGAACAUUAACUCAGGAAGCAAGUGCAGCAUAAACGGGACUCCAACUAUGGUCACUGAUGUAUUUGGUGGUGUCCUGCACAGUGAAGUGAACUGCUUGAUAUGUGGCACAGAGUCGAAGAAAUUUGACCCAUUUUUAGACCUCUCCUUGGACAUUCCCAGCCAGUUCAGAGUAAAAAGGACAAAGGACCAGGAACCAGGGCCAACCUGCACUUUGGGUGACUGCCUUUCUAGUUUCACUGACCUGGAGGAACUUGAUGAAACCGAGCUCUAUAUGUGCCAUAAGUGUAAAAAACGACAAAAAUCCACCAAGAAAUUCUGGAUCCAGAAUCUGCCCAAGGUCCUGUGUUUGCAUCUAAAGAGGUUUCACUGGACAGCUUUUCUAAGAAAUAAAGUUGAUACCUAUGUGGAGUUCCCACUGCGAGGCCUUGACCUAAAGUGCUACUUACUGGAGUCUGAAAACAGUCUCCCUGAGAGUUGCCUGUAUGACCUUUCUGCAGUGGUGGUGCAUCAUGGAUCUGGGGUGGGAUCGGGUCAUUACACGGCAUACGGUCUUCACGAGGGCCUCUGGUAUCACUUUAACGACAGCACUGUGACUGUAGUCAGUGAGGAGACGGUAGCCAAAGCCAAGGCCUAUAUUCUGUUCUACACGGAGCGGACAGAGGAGGACAACCCGGGCUCUGUGACUGAGCCGAAGUUUUAAUCAGCCUUACUGUACCACCAAGCCUUCGGAAUAAUAGCCCACCUUUCCCGCACGCAGUUCCACGCUGAGCUUGAGUUAUGUCACCUGUAGCACCACCGUCACACCUCACUUAAAACUAAAAUACUGCUGCUGUGUUCAUUAUUUAAGCAAAAACAAAAAAAAAUCAUUCCUAAUGUUGCCUUUCAUUGUUUUUGUGUGAAGGUCAUCAUGAGUCCUGGUGGACAGUGUUGUAGAAACUGGAUCAGAAGUUUUUUAAUUGUUUUAAUUAUGUGUAUAUCCGCUAUUGGCCAUCUCUUAACAUUUCAUAAAAGUUUUUAUGUAAAUGAACUACAUUUGAGUAUUUUCUUACUGCUCUUUGUCAGGAUAAAGGCAUUUCUAAUUUGAAUCUUCUUGAAACUUGAAUAAUCUUAAUUUGUCUAAAGAUGUUCCCUUUUCACCUUUCAUGUUGCACAGGUAGUUUAUUUUCCAGUCAGCAUCUCCUCAAAAAUGUGAAACAGACAUUUGAUUAAAGGGAUAAUGUUGGGGCCAUUCCAAUUUGAUUAUUUAUACUGAUUUAACAGGUCUAGCCAUACUUCUUGCUUUAACAUGACAUAUGAGCACUGCUGAUUUCAUGCGAUUGUUUUAUAGAAGCAGUAAAGAGACGGCAGGUUAAAAAUAAAACCGUAGUCUGUGUUUUUAAAGACAUGACGCAAUGAAGUGCAACGAUAAUCCGACAUCGUCAGAAUGACCUUGACACGAAGUCCGAAGUCUCUUUCCGUCACUGUAGAGCGCUCACUUUGUUCUGAAUCAGAAAGUGACGACUUUAAACUGUAAUGAAAUCGUUAUGAAACCUCAGUGUCGUGUCAGUCUUGUGACGGGUAAAAGAAUGGACUGCUUUGUUUUCUCUAAGUGUUUCCUACUUCACGAUGAAACACCCAUGACAACUUUUCUUCUCAUGAUGAAGUUUAAUUAUUACAUUUUUGUAGUUUCUGCCAUAACGCUGUGCCUAAAACGAGGCCUGCAUCAGUCAACACUUCCCAGCAACUUUCCACUUCCCAGCGGUCUUCUUGGUCAAAUGAUGUUGUAGUUAAAGCUUUGCAUGAUCUGUUCUGUCCUGAGAGAAGAUAAACUGCACAUUUAAAGAGCAGCCAUCAGGGAGGACCCGUAAUUACAACCCUCGGUUUUGAAAUGUGGGUGAGGCGGCAGCAUUUGUUUAGUGCCUGCAGACAGAACCUCGCCUGUUUAUCAGAGACAGGCAGGUUUGUUUUUUUCCUGAAUGCGGGACUAAUUUCAAUAUCAAUGUAAAUGGUGACCAGCUUUGAUGAUGCAAACCACUCAAAGCCGCUGUGCUAGCGAGUGCUUUUUCCUCCUCCCCCCC
Messenger RNA from Hemibagrus wyckioides, 3458 nucleotides. It is a transcript of the gene usp3, whose product is annotated as ubiquitin specific peptidase 3. Gene Ontology annotation, cellular component: cytoplasm. Bases 530 to 2101 code for a protein of 523 amino acids. NCBI's taxonomy places the organism in Eukaryota, Metazoa, Chordata, Actinopteri, Siluriformes, Bagridae. The record is from RefSeq and is a predicted model, not a curated record. Gene Ontology annotation, molecular function: cysteine-type deubiquitinase activity; zinc ion binding. The transcript has 15 exons. Gene Ontology annotation, biological process: protein deubiquitination.